AUGCGCAGCCUCGACAGGUCUUGGGCGUGGACUUGGGCCACCCUGUUGACGCCGCUGCUGGCGGUGGCAGAUACUGAUGCAGCCCGAGGCUCAUCAAUCGAACUUUAUACAUCGGCUUACAUAACCUUGGAUUUGGCUGAGAGCAGUCCAGUUCACUAUCUGGAUAUUCAACUUGGUGUUCUCCAAAAGCAGGAACCAUGCGCUCCUGCGGAUGUGCUCCUUAAUCACAAGCCGUUGGAACAGGAAACCAACGGCAACUUCACCUCCCUAAGUGACGGCAUAACCUUCACCGCCGUAUGGAACAUAACCUGCGUCGAAGCCAAUGGUUUGCCUGCAGCGCAGCUCUUCUCCUUCACGGUCGAAUCUGUUUCGGACGUUGCGAUGGAGCAACCUCUAGGCUUUUCGCUUCAGUUCAAACAGGACUCUCCUGGGGAUAUAUUUGACUUGAAAGGUCCGGCCUCGAUGGAGGUUUCCCAAGACAAGUAUCAAGACUCCCUGGACGAGGGAACCGCUGAGGACUUUCUGUCCAAGCUCGAUGAGCUGCGAAGACUGCGACGUGAUGUGGUGCACUUACACCGUCUCAUCAGACGCAAGGAGAUGCAUCUCGCCAGGUCGCACCGCUGGGAAGAAGAUGAAAAAAGUAUCGGCGAUUGUGACGACUUCAAAUGCAUGGUCAAGACUUUCCUGAGCACCAUCGGCGGUGUCGCAAAGUCGUGGUUCUGGGAUGAUUUCGCCGACUUGUUUCGAGGCAGGACAAGGCACGGACAUGAUCGUUGGCGUCAUCGUCACCGACACAGGCCUCCUUGGAGACACCCUCACGGUCAUGAAGGUAACAGUUCGUUGCACGAUGGAUGGAGAUUCCCACCGCCGUGGGAGCGGCCUCAUCAUAGGCAUCGACCUCCACACUGGCCACCGCCGGGAUUUGCCAAUGAUGGACAUCCGUUUCACCCUCACCACCCACCAGACAGGCCACAUCAUCGACCUCACCCACCACCAGGGGCUUCGCAUUGGCCCGAAGACCAUCCGCCCAAAAACCCUUCGCCGCGGCCAGGUGCCUCGGAAAACGUCUUAUCGCUUGUUGUUGGCAUAGUGCUGUGCAUUGUCAUGCUUGGGCUUGUGAUUGGCAUUAUGCAUUUCCUGUGCUGUCGUCGCAGGGACUAUCACCAGGAUACAAACACGAGUCGCUCCCAACGUCGCUCGCGCCGCCGAGAGGCCAAUCGUCGGCGCCGAGCAAAGCGAAGAAAGAACCUGCGGCGCUUCCUGGCUCGUUUGUUUGGAAGUGCUUCUGAUGACGAGGAUGACGAGGAGAAGGAAGCGAUGUUGGGGAGUCGUCGGUCAAGUCAAAGCUUCACAUCGGAUGACGACGGCAACUUUUCUGACCUAGAGGAGGGACGGGCUGGAAUGAGCAUUGAGCUUUCCGACUUUACGGAGUUGGAAGCUGAAGCCGGGGUAUUGCCUCCGUACAGAGCUACUGCUGAUGACAUACUCUCUGAAUCAGCGACAUCUGACACACUCGUGGAUGAGUCUGACAGGGACUCCUUGAAGAAUUUGGAGAUGCCCACGACCAGCGGCUGCAAAGAUGCAUCGAGCAGAGCGGGAAUGACGUGA
Pyricularia pennisetigena is the source of this 1608-nucleotide messenger RNA. RefSeq lists its product as uncharacterized. NCBI's taxonomy places the organism in Eukaryota, Fungi, Ascomycota, Sordariomycetes, Magnaporthales, Pyriculariaceae. The record is from RefSeq and is a predicted model, not a curated record. The transcript has 3 exons. Bases 1 to 1608 code for a protein of 535 amino acids.